Molecule: messenger RNA, 1749 nt
Organism: Dermacentor albipictus
Lineage: Eukaryota; Metazoa; Arthropoda; Arachnida; Ixodida; Ixodidae
Source: RefSeq, a predicted model, not a curated record
UCAAGUAGGAAGAACCAACCUCCGGACCAUUAUGAGCACCUUCAAUGCUGCCCAGGAUUACCCGUCAGCCUACUCUAUAGCUGCAGAAGAAGACCAGUCAGCGUACUCUACAGGCCUGUCGUCACACUCCGAAACAAGUUUACUGCAAUCUGGGCGGAAGAAAGACAACGUCUUGCUGUUCUCCCUCGGGGCCCUCGGCGUGCUCUUAAUAGUCGUCAUGACCGUGUUGGUGUUCGUGCUCAAGGAUUCCGGUGUUGACGAAGAGAGCACAGACAGGAACGAGGAAAUCGGAGGUGGUGGAGAUGGACCCAAAGGGAGCGUGUAUCGCACUACGCCACGGACUCGUCCCACCGGCAUGCAUGGUGCCCCAGGAGCUACGCCAAGCUCCAUGCCGACACCCUCUGCGGCCUCCAUCCUUCGUGACAAAGGAGCUAUGUCAAGUUCCGUGGCAACGCCUUCUGCGGCCUCCAUCCCUCUGAAACAGUCACUGCUCUACUCCCUGCUGUGCACCGUACGCGAGGGUUUCGACAAACGCACGAUCGUGUUUCCCCCUGACGGACUCUGCGACAUCAUCACCUUUGACUCCCUCUUCACGCUAAAGGGCAGUAAACUCAGCCCGCCGUACAAGGAUGACUUCAAGCAUUUCAUGGAAAUCGCGAGGCAGCAUCACAAGACCGAGUACGGCAUCGGCAUCAACAGCAAGUUUUGCCGAAACCAAACGAAGAUGGACAAACUGAUGGCGAACCCCACCACCAAGGCGAACUUGGACGCCAUGUGGGACAAGAGGAUCUAUCAUUACGCUCAAGUCAACACGCCCGUGGCAGGCCAGCCCCGAGAUAUCGUUUCCCUCGGGAGGGAUUCAGCGAGAGGCCUGCAGAUGAUUUCUGCACUCAUGAGUGACAAGAAGGAUCCUGUACGCCGACCUAGCUACACCAUACUUCACUUCCCUUUGAUAUUUCCCAGCAUGCUCCCCGGCAUCACAACCGCAAUAAGAAACUAUCAAAUAGACGUGUUUGUCGCUAUCGGGUACGUUACGCAAAGCGACUCCAAGUCCGUGCAGUGUCGCAUCGUGCCCCCGGUCUUGUAUUCGGCAGAGUUAUUGGAGCCUGCUUUCCUGAACACUACCUACCGCAUACGUUUGGUCAGGGUGAUAGCGAGCCUGCAGGCCGGGAAGAACGACUGGCCAGCUGCAACUGUCUUAGCGGUGUCCGUGGGAAUGGGUGGUCGACACUACUUCCCGCUGUAUCCGGACAGCCUGGACGGGACGCCUGGGAAUUUCUCUCUGGGACACCGCUGCUCACCGAACAACCUUCCCGCGAGCAAGCUCAUAGGAAGCACUGUGGAGGUCUGCAAAGACCCGGUCUACAACAGCACGUUCUACCUGGACACGACUUUUCAAGCUCUCGUCGCGUAUGACAAGGCGAGAGCAGAACUAUUCACUUAUGACAGCGCCUCCAGUCUUCGCUACAAGCUGUGCGAGACGAAGAGCAACGCGACGAGCAUCAGUUACACCAUCGUCGCCGACGACAUCCAGUUCGAGGAUGCCACCAACGAGUGCGGAUACGGAGCGUUCAGCCGGCUGAGAACGCUCAAGGCGCUGACGCACUUCUUUUUCGACGACUACAGUGAUGCGAGCUUUCGUGACGCAUGCCUCUCGGUCGCGUAGCGCGACUGGUGAUCUAUGGGCCCUUGAUGUCUCGUAGCUGUGCAUGCGUGAUAUCUCCUAGUUCAGCUUUGAGUAAUAAAGAA